Penicillium nucicola is the source of this 2556-nucleotide messenger RNA. RefSeq lists its product as uncharacterized. Gene Ontology annotation, biological process: peptidoglycan turnover; carbohydrate metabolic process. Gene Ontology annotation, molecular function: hydrolase activity, hydrolyzing O-glycosyl compounds; acyltransferase activity, transferring groups other than amino-acyl groups. The record is from RefSeq and is a predicted model, not a curated record. The transcript has 4 exons. The coding region runs from base 1 to 2556 and encodes 851 amino acids. NCBI's taxonomy places the organism in Eukaryota, Fungi, Ascomycota, Eurotiomycetes, Eurotiales, Aspergillaceae.
AUGGCGUCGGAUCUUCAAAAGCAGGUUGGCCAGCUGUUCGCGGUGGGGUUCCAUGGCUGCACCCCAAGUCCAGAAAUCAAGACUUUGAUCCAUGACUACCACGUCGGCGGUAUUGUUCUCUUUGCGCGGAACUUUGAUGAUGCAGUCCAGCUUCAGGCCUUGACGGUAGCGUUGCAAAAUGAAGCCAAAGCGGCUGGGCAUGAGCGACCGCUGUUCAUCGGCAUUGACCAAGAGAAUGGGUUUGUCACUCGAAUCUCUCCUCCGAUCGCUGCCCAGGUCCCUGGACCUAUGGCCCUGGGCGCAACGCAUGACCCGGAGUGUGCCUACAGUGCGGGGAAAGCCACUGGGGAAACCUUGAGCUUCUUCGGCAUCAACAUGAACUAUGCCCCGGUCGGAGAUAUUAAUUCCGAGCCUCUGAAUCCCGUGGUUGGUGUGCGCAGCCCAGGCGACGAUCCUGAAUUCGUCGGACGCUUUGCGAGCGCAGCUGCGCGGGGUUUGCGGGAACAGAACAUCAUUCCCAGCAUCAAGCAUUUCCCGGGCCAUGGCGAUACAGCCAUUGAUUCGCAUUAUGGGUUGCCGGUGAUCCCGAAGACUAGAGAUCAGUUGGAGCGCUGCGAGCUGAUUCCAUUCCGGCGGGCUGUGGCCGAGGGAAUAGAGACUGUCAUGACUGCUCAUAUCUCGCUACCAUGUAUCGAUCUGACUCGCCCUGCAACUCUUUCCCCAAAUUUGAUGGGUAUUUUGCGGAAGGAUAUGGGCUACGACGGCAUGAUCAUCACAGAUUGCUUGGAAAUGGAUGGUAUCCGGUCCACGUACGGCACCGAAGAAGGCUCAGUGCUGGCUCUACGCGCUGGCAGUGAUAGCAUUAUGAUCUGUCAUACAUAUGAGGUGCAGGUAAACUCGAUCAAGAAAGUCUGUGAAGCUAUCAAAGCUGGCACAAUUGAGCAAUCACGAUUGGCGGAUGCUUGUCGCCAUGUUGUCACUGUGAAAGACAAGUUUUUGAACUGGGAUAGAGCACUGAAACAAAGCAACCUUGGAGAGCUCAGCCUGCUCAAUACAAGAAUUACCGAAACAACUAUGGACAUAUACUCUCGGUCAACAACCCUUGUUCGGGAUAAGUCUGGCACUCUUCCACUGUCAAAGACUUCCAUUAUCAUCUUCCUCUUCCCCGGAGACAAGACUCCGGCAGGUGGUGCAGUUGAUGGCGAAGGAAUGGGACGACAAGGAUCAUACCAGUCCACUCGGUAUCUAGAUGUUCUACGACAGCACAACAACUCAAUUGCCGAAAUUCGAUACGGAUUAUCAGGCUUAACGCCGGAACAAUGGCAAGUGAUCGAGGUUGCAGAUGCUGUCAUCUUCACAUCUCUCAAUGCGCGCGAAUCACCAUAUCAGGAAUCCCUUGGUCAUGAGCUUGCUGGACGCAUCAGCAACUUGGUACACAUUGCGGCUUGCAAUCCUUAUGACUUCCUUGAAGACCCCCAGGUCAAAACCUACAUCACCACAUACGAACCAACCAUCGAAGCGUUUUCUGUGGCUGCUGAUAUCAUGUUCGGUGCACUGAUACCCACUGGAGCCCUUCCAGUGGGGCCUAAUGCUUUGACCAAGACCUCGGCGACAGUAACGCCGUUCAACGCCGAGAAUGACUUGGAUGGAAUUCUGCACGUCUGGGCUGAGGCUUUACCGACCUACAAGCUGCCCGAAGACAGUCUACGCUCUCUGAUAGUUCGUCCUUACGGCCAUCAUUUCGUCGCUCGCCUUGGGUCAGAACUGGUAGGCUUUUGUUUGGCCUACACAAAUUCCGAAGGCGAGCCGAACACCGUUCACAUCGCUGUUCUCGCGGUAUCACCAAGCUAUCAACGCCAAGGUGUUGGAAUCGCUCUGUUGGAAGAAACACGGGCAAACGUUCGCGCCAAAUUCGGCAUCAAUAGUGUGAAGCUAGGUAGUUCAUUCCCUCGCUUCUGGCCUGGCAUUCCUCGUGAGCUGCCAGAAACUGUCCAGCACUUCUUUACCCAUCGUGGCUUCCGAUUAAGCCCGGAAGAUGCCCGGUCAGUUGACUUGUACCAAGACAUCCGCAACUUCCAAUCGCCCGAGAAGUACAUGACUCGGGCAAGGGAUCGAGGCUUUCGCUUUGCGCCAUUAAAAUCUGCAGACUACGAUGCCUGUCUUAUCGGCCAACGAAAGAACUUCUCUCAUAAUUCCAGUUGGGUACACGCCUACGUCACAUUACAUCCAGACAAAUAUCCUGACAGCGUGAUGGUCGCGUUCGACUCGGCAGGCCACCAAGUCGGAUGGACGUUGAUGCUGGAGCCAUCACCUGCCCUCUAUCACGUCUGGGCAUUCCCGCAAAUCUGCGGACCGAAGACGGGACUUAUUGGUUGUGUGGGAGUUGAUAAAGAUCAACGCAGCUCGGGUAUUGGUCUGGCAUUGGUUUGUCAUGCCGUUGAGAAUAUGAAACAGCGAGGCAUUGAGGGUGUCUUUGUAGACUGGGUUGCGCUGGAUGGGUGGUAUGAACAGGUUGGCUUUGAGACGUGGCGCAGUUAUAGACCCGGAGAGCUCUAG